AAGAUUCCCAAACCAAGGAAGGAGGAUGAGUGGAACCGCCAUUGGAGGAACCCUAUUUAUUUUUAUUUUUUUCUUGUUCCUGGCAUGAAAGAGGAAUUGAGGAGUGAUCAGUGAAAAGGCCAGAAUAAGACGCUGAAUCAAAUUCGGGGACAAAAUGCUGAGGCUCGCUUGCAAAAGACUUACCGGAAUCGCGCUGCGGGAGGCGCCGACAUCCCAGCUUCUGCCUCGGUUUUACCACGAGAGGGUUGUUGAUCACUACAACAAUCCCCGGAAUGUUGGAUCCUUCGAUAAGAAUGACCCCAACGUGGGCACGGGCUUGGUUGGUGCUCCGGCUUGUGGGGAUGUUAUGAAGCUUCAGAUUAAGGUUGAUGAAGAGACCGGUAAGAUUGUUGAUGCUCGCUUCAAGACCUUCGGCUGUGGGUCCGCCAUUGCCUCUUCCUCUCUAGCUACGGAAUGGGUAAAGGGAAAGCAAAUGGAAGAAGCUCUUUCCAUUAAAAACUCGGAAAUUGCGAAGCAUCUUUCACUUCCGCCAGUUAAGCUUCACUGCAGCAUGCUCGCUGAGGAUGCCAUUAAAGCAGCUGUGAAAGACUAUGAAACUAGGCGUGCUAGUGGAAAUGGUGGUAAAAAUUCUGCUUCUGGAGAGAAGGCUGCCCCUGCUUGAUUAUUCCACGCGUAGAAUCGUGAUGAAUACAGCCAUACUAGUGGCUUUCUAGUAGUGUUAAGUAGGUUGUGUUUCUUGGCAGGUAUGGGAGCUAGUCAGCUAGGUAUCUUAAUAUGGAGUAAAUAAUUUAGUGCUGUCUAUGCUUCGAUGCCUUUAUGGGCUUUGGCUUUCAGCAUUGUGUUAAUAAUCAAUAAUCAACUCGCUGCCCAUGAAAUAAAACAGCUCAACAAAAAGUCAGGUUGCGUGAAUGAAUUAACAGAGAUUUAUGUUGUGGUCUUGAAACAACAAUGCUGUAAUUGAUUAAUGAGUAUUGAAAUUGAGAAUUGACAAUUGAGUACUUCAAUUGCUCUAUAUCAAUAUGUGAUUAAAAAUUC
Prosopis cineraria is the source of this 1035-nucleotide messenger RNA. RefSeq lists its product as uncharacterized. The coding region runs from base 155 to 661 and encodes 168 amino acids. The record is from RefSeq and is a predicted model, not a curated record. Gene Ontology annotation, cellular component: cytoplasm; mitochondrial matrix. The transcript is spliced from 3 exons. Gene Ontology annotation, biological process: iron-sulfur cluster assembly; intracellular iron ion homeostasis. NCBI's taxonomy places the organism in Eukaryota, Viridiplantae, Streptophyta, Magnoliopsida, Fabales, Fabaceae. Gene Ontology annotation, molecular function: 2 iron, 2 sulfur cluster binding; ferrous iron binding.